GAAACCCACGCCCGGUUUAGCGUAGCCGUUGGAAACCCCCAAAAUCAGUUUGCAGAAAGACAGACACACUUGAACAUGAACAUGAACACCAACGUCAAGCAACCCGAGUUUGAUUGGAUGGAUACCAUUGCCAGUAGUAGCAAUAGCAUGCUUCCAAAAACGAUGGAAAUGUUUGGUUCAGUGGGUCAUGGAAGUGGUGGAGUACCUGAACCCUCUUUGAUCCCUCAACUCUUUGUUUGGCCUUAUGGAGGAACAACAGUCUUUCUAUCUGGUUCUUUCACUAGAUGGUCGACAGUUAUACCUAUGUCUCCAAUGGAAUGCUGCCCGACUGCAUUUCAAGUUACUUGGAACUUAACGCCGGGGUUUCAUCAGUACAAAUUCAAUGUGGAUGGUGAAUGGCGGCAUGAUGAGCAGCAGCCAUUUAUAAAUGUGAGCGUUGGGACAGUGAAUACUAUUUUUGUGACACAGCCCUCUAUUUUACCUUCCAACUUCAAUGCUGGAUCACUUUGUAACCAAAAAACUGCUGGAACGCCUACUAGAUCCUACAUGGAGCUUGAGCAAAAUGUCCCUGGGCACGUGGAAGCUUUUCCAGGGAAGUUGGAGUCUGAUCUGCAUGUCUCUCGCUACCAUCUAUCUACAUUCAUGUCAUCAACAACUGCUUAUGAGUUGCUUCCCAAGUCUGGCAAGGUUAUUGCCUUGGAUAUAGAUUUAUCAGUUAAGCAAGCAUUCCAUAUUCUUUAUGAACAGGGAGUAUCUAUGGCUCCUGUUUGGGAUUCUAGCAAGGGCAAGUUUGUUGGAGUGCUCAGUGCAAUGGACAUUAUUCAAAUAAUAAAAGAGCUCGGGAGUCAUGGAUUCACUUUGACUGAAGAACAACUUGAGGCACAUACUAUAGCAGCAUGGAGUGAGGAAAAAUUACAGCAAUGUGGAACUGAUAGAAAUGUGAGAACAUAUCCUUGGAAUUUUGUUGAUGCUGAUCCCUAUGAGAGUCUAAAAGACAUUGCUUUAAAACUUUUGCAAAACAAGGUGCCAGCAGUUCCUAUCGCACAUCCCGAAGAUGGUUCAGAUCCUCAGCUGUUACACCUGACUUCUCUCUCAGAAAUACUAAAACGUAUAUGCAGGUAUUUCAAGAACUCUUCUAGUUCUUUGCCCAUUCUUCAACUACCAAUUGAUUCAAUACCUUUGGGUACGUGGGCGCCAAAAGUGGGGGAAUACAAUAAACUGUCACUUGCAAUGCUAAGGCCAAAUGCUUCUGUUAGUACUGCUCUUUCUCUAAUGAUUCAAGCUGAAGUUAGCUCAAUACCAAUUGUGAAUGAUAAUGAUUCAUUACUUGGUAUAUAUUCAAGAAGUGAUAUUACUGCAUUGGCUAAAGAUGACUUGUAUGCUAGGAUAAAUCUUGAUAAAUUUAGUAUCUCCCAGGCAUUAUUUUUGAGAGAAAAUGUAAAAUUACCUUACAGACAGAAUGGGCAGAGAUUUCUUAUGUGUUUGAGGUCCCAUAAAUUGCACGUGGUCAUGGAACGUUUGGCUAAUUCUGAUAUAGAAGAAGUUGUGGUCGUGGAGCCUGGAAGUAGGCACGUGGAAGGGAUCAUUUCAAUUGUUGACGUGUUUAGAUUCUUAUUGGGUAAUUAUGCAUGAAGGAAAUUGCAGUGACAGCUUUGAAAAACUAAUUAUUUUCAUCGGUUACAUGUGGCCGCUUCGUUUUUUUAGGAUGAGAUUGCAGAGGAUUCAUUCUUCUGCAACUAUGUUCUCCUUUAACAAUCAUUUUUACUCCUUUGUGCCGGGCACUAAUACAUAGAUGCUAUGUGCGCAUGUGCUUGGAGGGUAUACUCGUGAUCUCUUUUCU
Cicer arietinum (chickpea) is the source of this 1840-nucleotide messenger RNA. Its product is annotated as sucrose nonfermenting 4-like protein. The record is from RefSeq and is a predicted model, not a curated record. Lineage: Eukaryota; Viridiplantae; Streptophyta; Magnoliopsida; Fabales; Fabaceae.